Otolemur garnettii (small-eared galago) is the source of this 2658-nucleotide messenger RNA. It is a transcript of the gene BRAT1, whose product is annotated as BRCA1 associated ATM activator 1. Gene Ontology annotation, molecular function: protein binding. Gene Ontology annotation, cellular component: nucleus. Gene Ontology annotation, biological process: DNA damage response; positive regulation of protein phosphorylation; cell population proliferation. Bases 59 to 2524 code for a protein of 821 amino acids. The transcript has 14 exons. Lineage: Eukaryota; Metazoa; Chordata; Mammalia; Primates; Galagidae. The record is from RefSeq and is a predicted model, not a curated record.
CUGGGGGGCGGAGCCUACGGCUGACGCAGGAAAACUGCGCGGGAACCUCCGCUUCAUCAUGGACCACGAAUGCUCCCAGCUCCUGCCUGCUGUCUGUGCAGUUUUGGCAGAUCCCAGGCAGCUGGUGGCAGAUGACACCUGUUUGGAGAAGCUCCUGGACUGGUUUAAAAUGGUAACAGAAACAGAAUCCAGUCUCCUGCUGUUACAGGAGAAUCCCUGCUUAGUAGAGCUGCUGUCUCAUGUGCUGAAACUCCCAGAUGUGAGUCCCGGAGUCCUCGCCUUCUCACUCCGCCUUGCAGGGAUAUUUGCAGCACAGGAAAACUGCUUCCAGUAUCUUCAGCAGGGGGAGUUGCUUACCGGGUUCUUUGGGGUGGCAAGACCCCUAGGCCAAGCAGCCUGGGCCAUCCCCACCAUUCGCAGUGGCUGGAUACAGGGUCUGCACUCUCUGGCACAGCACCCCAGUGCCCUGUGCUUCCUGGCUGACCAUGGUGCUGUCGACAUCAUCUUCUCCCUGCAGGGAGACACCAGCCUGUUUGUGGCCUCGGCCGCUGGUCAGCUCCUGGUACAUGUCCUGGCUCUGUUGAUGGAAGGCAGGGCCGAGGGACACCCCUGCCCUCAGGGUGAUGACUGGCCCACCUGUGCCCAGAAGAUUGUGCAUCACAUCGAAGAGUCCUUGUGCUCCACAGACCCCUCGAAGGUCACUCAGGCCCUCAAUGUCCUGACCACCACCUUCGGGCGCUGCCAAAGCCCCUGGACAAAAAUCCUCUGGGAGCAGCUGAGUCCCCUCGUGGCCUCUCUACUGGAGAAAGAUCCUGUCUCAGCCCCACAUUCCCUCGUGGACCUGCUCCUCUGUGUGGCCCGUUCUCCUGUGCUUGGCUCUUUGGACCUCAGGCUGUGGGAGACAGCAGCACGGGCUCUGAGCUGCCUGGGCCCUACCCAAGCAGGGCCUCUGGCGUUGGGGGUCCUGAAACUCCAGCACUGUCCAGAGGUGCUGAGGACCCAGGCCUUUGGGGUCCUUCUCCAGCCCCUGGCCUGUGUCUUGAAGGCCACUGCUCAAGCCCCUGGGCCCCCAGGUUUGUUGGAUGGGACCUCAGAUGACUCUGUGAUGGUGGACACUCUCCUGUCCUCCAAGUCAUCCUGUGCUGGUCUCUUGUGCCGGACCCUGGCUUACCUGGAAGAGCUACAGCCACUGCCCCAGCGCCCCUCGCCCUGGCCCCAGGCGCCCUUGCUCAGGGCUGCAGUGACAAUACUGCAGCUCUGUGAUGGCUCAGCAGCCCCCACCUCCAGUAUGGGGGGCCGCCUUUGUGGAACCCUGGCAGGCUGUGUCCGGGUCCAGCGGGCAGCCCUCGACUUCCUGGGAACAUUGUCUGAAGGGAUGGGCUCCCAAGAGCAGGUGACACAGGUGUUUGCCAUCCUACUGGAGACCCUGGGGAGCCCCGACUCCAGCCCCACGGUCCUAAAGAAGGCCUUCCAGGCAGCACUCAGGUGGCUGCUGAGCUCCUCCAGGACACCUGGCUGCUCUGGUCUCGGCCCACACAUGGCAUUGUUCUUUCCAGAGCUAUUCCCUGUGCUUCAGAAACGCUUGUGUAGCCCCUGUUGGGAAGUAAGGGACUCUGCCCUCGAGUUCCUGACCCAUCUGAGCAGAAACUGGGGAGGACAGGCUGACUUCAAACAUGUGCUCCUCACAUCAGAGGUGCCUGAGCUCGCCCGGCAGCUCUUGCAAGAUCCUGAGAGUUAUGUCCGUGCAAGUGCAGUGACUACCAUGGGGGAGCUCUCUAGCCGGGGCCUGUACACUGUCCCUGCCAACCCUGAGCACCCCGAGGACCAGAGCCUACUCCUGGAGUUCUUGCACAUCCUCUCCGUGGACUCGGAGGGCUUCCCACGGAGGGCUGUCAUGCAGGUUUUCAUCGAAUGGCUGAGGGGCAGCCAUAUUGAUGUGGCCCAGGACACAGAGUGGUUUAUGGCCACUGUGCUGGAGACGGUGAGCCAGGACCUGGACUGGGAAGUGCGGGCCCAGGGCCUAGAGCUGGCGAUGGUGUUUCUGAGCCAGAUGCUGGGACCUCUGGGCCCCCACUGUCCCUACACUGUGGCCCUGCCCAAGGCAUCCCCGCCUGACCUUCUCCCCAAGGUGUUGGCGGCUCUUUGCCGGGUGCGGCUCUUUGAGUUUGCCUUUCGUGCCUUGUUUGACUGUGAUCGACCCGUGGCCCAGAAGUCCUGUGACCUCCUCCUCUUCCUGAAGGACAAGACUAUACCUUACAGCAGCCUGUGGGAGUCAGGGAGCACCCCAAAUUUGGAGUCCGUGGAGGCUGCCUUGCAGAAGUGGCAGGCGGGUGAACAGGGCCAGCCCCUGGGGGACCUGGAGCCCGAGGCUGUGCUGGCCACACUGAGGUCCAUAGACCUCCAGGGCCUCAGGGACACACUGGCUGAGGGCAGUGAUCAUGUGGAAAAGAGCCCACAGUCCCUCCUGCGGGACAUGCUGGCCAUGGUGGGUGUCCUGCAGAAGAACCAGGCUGACUGCUACUGAGGCAAGACAGAGGGAUGCUCCGGGGAAGCCACAAGUAGGAAACAAGCAAGAUAAAAAAAUCCCACAUGAUACAUUUUGAUCUAUUAUUAAAAUAAGUGGAUUAUUUUCUACACAAAAUAAAUGGCAUUAAAGUC